GGCACACUUCCACUCUUGCUCUCUCUCUCACACACACAUGCGCGCAUUCAAAGGCAUAUGCGCGAAUGCACUCAACCAGAAUCAUUUUUUUCUCAGACACAGAGCUUUUCUCUUCCUCUGCGACGCUGUGAACAUACCGCUGCUGGAUAUAAUGUGAUCUACUCCAGAGGACACACGCACACACAGAAGAGUACCCGGCAUACAGUUCUUCACUGACCGAAGCGCAAGAUGACUUCGAUAUUAAAUGGGACCACACUAUCUCCAAACCAAAAUUCAACAAUGACCACACCCUCAGAUUCAGAGAAAGAUGAACUAGAAGAGUACCACACAGCCCUCUUGGUCAUCUACACUGUGGUCCUGAUCAGUGGUACAAUUAGCCUUACCCUGAUGAUGCGCAUCAUGAAAUCCACCACAACUUCCACCAUGUCAAUUGCCGUACUCAACCUGAUCUUCACUCACUUCAUCUUCCUGCUAACGGUUCCCUUCAGAAUCUACUAUUAUGCAGCUCGUGAAUGGCAGUUGGGCUAUGAAUGGUGUAAAAUAACCAGCAGCAUGAUCCACAUCCACAUGUACAUGUCUUUUGUCCUGUAUGUGAUUAUCCUCAUCACCCGUCUGUUGACGUUCUACAAGAAAGCUUGCCAGGUGGCGUCCUUUCACAGGAUGCAUGCGAUCCUUAUCAGUUUUCUGGUGUGGAUUAUUGUGCUGAUCACUGUCCCUUGCAUCAUCCAUUUUAAUUAUGGCAAAGACCAUGACAAAAAUGGCACUCAUUGCUUCCAGUUUGGAAAAUCUAUAGAAUCUGUUCUGUUUUUGAACUACCUGGCAAGCAUAUUGAUUAUAGUCAUUGCCAUUGUGUUGACAGCCUUCCAAGCCAAUGUCCUAUGGGUUUUAUACAAGAAGCAUCGGGAGGGAUGCACCUUUCAGCAGGAGUUCGGAGCUCAGCUGAAGAGCCUGUGCUUUGCGUUAAUCAUGGUCAUCUGCUUCAUUCCCUACCACAUUUUUCGACUGUACUACUUAAACAAUAUUGAAUUAGAGGGUACAAAUGAAAUAUUUCUGAGCAUAACCACUUUUAACUGUUUGGACAUGCUUACUUUCCUGGGGAGGAGGUCCUGUAACAUAUGCUUUGUAGGAAAAGCUGCUUAAAAGCUGCUGGUACUGUGUUUGCUUUUAUGCCUGUCAGGGUUCUGGUACAGUUCCAUAAAUUUAAACAAUUUAAUCUUAUUGCUUUUGAAGUGUUUGAAAUAGCAUAAAAAAUUAUUAAAAAACAAAAUGUAUCAUAAAAAUUGCACAUGAAAAAAAAGACUGUGCAGACAACUCAGAAUAACGCAUAAACAGUGGUUCUGAUUAUAAGCUUAGGUUCAACUUUCAGUUUCUAACAAUAAAUAUUGACCUUAGUCAGACAAAACAUUCCCUUAGUGGCUUAUUUGGCUUCGAGUCUUUCAGAUCACUUUACAUUUGAACAUAUUUUAAUAUAUACAGAGUUUCAAAAAAUAAAACUGACAGACCCCUGACAAUGUCCUUAGUUAAGCUUUUGCAGUUUUACAAUUUUUGUACCAUUGACUGACACACACACACACACACACACACACACACACACACACACACACACACACACACACACACACACACACACUUUUCAAGCUGUGCUUUUUUUUAACUAUUACUGUUGUUAUUACUAUAUAUGUGUACUGUGUCACAGCAAGCCGUGUUUUUAUUCAUGAGAACAUUUAAGGACUUUAAAACUGUCUUUUGAUUUUAUUUCCUAAUGCAGGCGCUCUUGCAAGUUGCUGGUUUGUGCUUAUAAUAGAAAGGCUUCAUACUUGGAAUUUAUAAUGUUAGACUAUGAAAUUGGAGGUCCCAGGAUAUUGUUUCUGUAAGUCUGUGUAUAAGGACUCUAAGUGGAAGUGAAUACUUUUUAACUGUAUUUGCACUUAACAGUUAAAUCCUGUGUACAUAGCCGAUGUGAAGAAGAG
Molecule: messenger RNA, 1970 nt
Organism: Pelmatolapia mariae (spotted tilapia)
Lineage: Eukaryota; Metazoa; Chordata; Actinopteri; Cichliformes; Cichlidae
Gene: gpr141
Product: probable G-protein coupled receptor 141
Exons: 2
Coding region: 229-1140 (303 amino acids)
Biological process (GO): G protein-coupled receptor signaling pathway
Cellular component (GO): membrane
Molecular function (GO): G protein-coupled receptor activity; oxysterol binding
Source: RefSeq, a predicted model, not a curated record